AUGGUCAAUACGAGUCGAAGAGCUAUAGCUCAACAACUAAGACACGCAUGUAAACGAAAGUUGCAAACAUGCACAAGUGAGCCAAAUAGAAGAGCUAUUGCUCAGCAAGAAAGAAGAGAACACGAAAGAGUCGGGAAUACAGUAAAUCAAAGGGCAGUUUCUCAGCAGGAAAGAAGAAGGCGCAAAAGAAUAGAAAAUACAAUAGAUCGUAGGUCUAUUGCACAACAAUCAAGAAGAGAACUUGAGCAAGCGAAAAGAGCACGUACUAUACCAGACAAUGAAAUAUUUGCACAAUUUCAACUGCAAAAUAUACAACAUAGUCUCAGUCAUAUAGAUACAGUGUGUAUUCAUUGCAGUGCACUCCAUUGGUUAGAUGAGCGUAUUGUAAACUCUUCAAAAACUAACCCAAAAUUUGGGUCAUAUUGCAGGCAUGGAAAAGUUAUUCUUCCUCUUCUCCAUAAUCUACCUCUUCUUUUGUGGCAGCUUUUUGAAGGUCAAGAUGAGCAAUGUAAGGAAUUUCAUGCAAACAUACGCCAAUACAAUGCAGCACAUGCAUUUACUUCGCUAAAAGUAAAUAUUGAUCAAACUAUUCUUAAUGGGCAUUCUCCGUAUAGCUUUCGUAUUCAUGGUGAACUGCGCCACCAUUCAGGUUCACUCCUUCCAGAGUCUAGCUUGAAUGCAAAUUAUGCGCAACUUUAUAUUUAUGAUCCAGAUAUUGCACAUCAAAUAAGGAUGGAAUGA
Molecule: messenger RNA, 741 nt
Organism: Cetraspora pellucida
Lineage: Eukaryota; Fungi; Glomeromycota; Glomeromycetes; Diversisporales; Gigasporaceae
Source: the annotation of a GenBank genome assembly